This is a messenger RNA of Bufo bufo (common toad), 5008 nucleotides long. RefSeq names its product mediator complex subunit 14 (gene MED14). Gene Ontology annotation, cellular component: mediator complex; core mediator complex. Gene Ontology annotation, molecular function: transcription coregulator activity. The record is from RefSeq and is a predicted model, not a curated record. NCBI's taxonomy places the organism in Eukaryota, Metazoa, Chordata, Amphibia, Anura, Bufonidae. The transcript has 31 exons. The coding region runs from base 157 to 4476 and encodes 1439 amino acids. Gene Ontology annotation, biological process: regulation of transcription by RNA polymerase II.
AGGAGGCGGCCGCCUGUAGGCUCCGGGGCUCUCACACAUUUGCUGUAUUCCGUGUUCCAGGGGCAGCAACGUACGGGGGUCGCCGGCUCCGGUGUCCCAUGUCUUUCCUCCGCACACACGGCUUGUAUGAACGAUAGAGUGUGAGCCUCAGGUAGAAUGCCUCCUGUACAGCUGGAGAGCAGUCAGCUGGUGGUGACUGGGGGUCCCACCACUGCUCCUCAGCCACCUGCCCAGGGCGCUGUGGUGGCCGCAAGCUCCACCAGCCAUGGCUACCGCCUCAGCACCCUCAUCGACUUCUUGCUGCAGAGGACUUACCAGGAGAUCAAUGUGCUGGCCGACCUGCUCCCAAGGAAGACUGACAUGGAAAGGAAAAUUGAAAUUGUACAGUUUGCUAGUCGUACACGUCAGCUCUUCGUUAGGCUCCUAGCUCUGGUGAAAUGGGCAAACAAUGCUGGCAAAGUGGAGAAAUGUGCGAUGAUAUCAAGCUUUCUCGACCAGCAAACCAUCUUGUUUGUUGACACAGCUGACAGACUGGCAUCAUUGGCUAGAGAUGCCCUGGUGCACGCUCGUCUACCUAGCUUUGCAAUUCCUUAUGCAAUUGAUGUUCUUACAACAGGGUCCUAUCCACGACUGCCAACGUGUAUUAGGGAUAAAAUUAUCCCUCCUGAUCCAAUUACCAAAAGUGAAAAACAAUCAACUCUUCACCAACUCAAUCAGAUUCUGAGGCAUCGACUGGUUACUACAGACCUCCCUCCGCAGCUGGCGAAUCUUACAGUUGCCAAUGGAAGGGUGAAGUUUCGUGUAGAAGGAGAAUUUGAAGCUACCCUUACAGUAAUGGGAGAUGAUCCUGAUGUUCCAUGGAGACUUCUCAAACUGGAAAUUCUGGUUGAAGAUAAAGAAACUGGAGAUGGUCGUGCACUAGUUCAUUCCAUGCAAAUAAAUUUCAUUCAUCAGUUAGUUCAAUCCAGGCUCUUUGCGGAUGAGAAACCUCUUCAGGAUAUGUAUACAUGUUUGCAUUCUUUCUGCUUAUCACUCCAGCUGGAAGUCCUCCAUUCACAAGCGCAAAUGCUAAUAAGGGAACGCUGGGGAGAUCUCGUUCAGAUUGAAAGAUACAUUGCAGGAAAAUGCCUCAUUCUGGCUGUCUGGAACCAACAGGUACUGGGAAGAAAAACAGGUACAGCUUCUGUUCACAAGGUCACCAUAAAGAUAGACGAGACCGAUGGCUCAAAACCAUUGCAAAUUUCCCACGAGCCUCCUCUUCCGACCUGUGACUCUAAAUUAAUAGAAAGAGCUAUGCGAAUUGACCAUUUGUCAAUAGAAAAAUUGCUAAUCGACAGUGUACAUGCUCGGUCACAUCAGAAGUUACAGGAGCUAAAAGCGGUUUUAAAGAAUUUCAACCCAAAGGACAACUCAUUUGUGGAAACGGCCCUUCCAACCCUGGUUGUCCCCAUUCUAGAGCCCUGUGGGCGGUCAGAGUGUCUUCACGUGUUCGUAGAUCUUCAUUCAGGAAUGUUUCAGCUCAUGCUUUAUGGAUUUGAUCAAACCUCAUUAGAUGAUAUUGAGAAAGCCAUCAAUGAUGACAUGAAAAAAAUAAUCCCUUGGCUUCAGCAGCUAAAAUUCUGGCUCGGACAGCAGCGUUGUAGGCAUUCGGUAAAGCAUCUACCCACUCUGUGCAGUGAGUCUUUGCAUUUGACAAACUAUGCCAACCAUCCUAUUAGCAAUCUUUCCAAACACAAGCUCUUCAUCAAGCUUACACGUCUUCCACAGUACUACAUAGUAGUGGAGAUGCUUGAGGUUCCUAGCAACCCAACAGAGCUGGAGUACAGCUACCACUUCUUGUCGGUCAGUCACACAGAAGGGGAAGAUAACCCCCCAACUGCUCUUUUGCUACAGCGAUUCAAGACAAAUGUUGACGUUCUGUCUUUUGAUGGAACAUGGCGAAAGCAUGGGAAAGCUGGCUGCAAACGCAAACUUUCUGGUGAUCAGGGUUCCCCAGAAUUAAAGAAGCCAAAGCGGACAGGAGAAAUAUGUGCCUUUAAUAAAGUGCUUUCUCACUUUGUGGCCAUGUGUGACUCAAACAUGCCGUUUAUUGGACUUCGAACAGAAUUGUCCAACAUGGACAUUCCCCAUCAGGGUGUCCAGAUAGAAGGGGAUGGUUUCAGCCAUGCUAUUAGAAUACUAAGAAUUCCUCCUUGUAAAGGAAUUUGUGAGGAAACACAGAAGGCACUAGAACAGUCACUUCUUGAUUGCACUUUCCGUUUGCAAGGCAGGAAUAAUCGCACAUGGGUAGCAGAGCUGGUAUUUGCAAGCUGCCCUCUGACCAAUACUUCUUCUAGGGAGCAAGGUCCAACACGACACGUGUACCUGACGUAUGAAAAUCCGCUUUCUGAACCAGUAGGCGGACGCAAAGUGGUAGAAAUGUUCCUAAAUGACUGGAAUAGCAUUGCAAAAUUAUAUGAGUGUGUAUUAGAAUUUUCACGGUGUUUACAAGACAUACCACCCCACUUAAAUCAUUUCUGUGAAGUCCGAUUAUACAAUUAUCGCAAACUUAUCUUGUGUUACGGGCAAACAAAGGGAAGCUCGAUAAGUAUUCAGUGGAAUUCUGUUCACCAUAAAUUUCAUAUAUCACUUGGGACGACUGGACCUAAUUCAGGUUGCAGUAACUGUCAUAAUAUCAUCCUUCACCAGCUGCAGGAAAUGUUCAACAAAGUACCAAAUGUGGUGCAGUUGUUACAGGUAUUAUUUGAUACUCAAGCUCCUUUAAAUGCCAUCAACAAGCUUCCAACAGUGCCAAUGCUGGGACUCACCCAGCGGAUAAAUACUGCAUACCAGUGCUUUUCUAUACUUCCCCAAUCUCCUACCCACAUUCGAUUGGCCUUCAGAAACAUGUAUUGUAUAGACAUCUACUGCAGAAGCAGGGGAGUAGUGGCAAUACGUGACGGCGCCUACAGUCUCUUUGACAACAGCAAAAUUGUUGAAGGUUUUUAUCCUGCACCAGGACUGAAGACUUUCUUAAACAUGUUUGUGGACAGCAAUCAGGAUGCAAGGCGACGAUCGGUCAAUGAAGAUGACAAUCCACCAUCACCUAUUGGGGGUGAUAUGAUGGACUCUUUAAUAUCCCAGUUUCAGCCUCAGGCACAGCAGUUUGCGAAGCAGUCUGGGACAUCAGGCGCUUAUCCUCUCACUUCUCCACCGUCUUCAUACCAUAACACUGUUACGCCUUCCCCAGUAAUGAUGCAUUCUCAGUCACCAGGAAACCUGCAAAGUUCUCCUAGUGGAGCACUUAGAGCACCUUCUCCUGCAUCGUUUGGUCCCACACAGUCUCCUUCCUCCCUUGGAAUUACAAUGGUUCCAACACCUAAUUUUGCAAGUCCUCAUGGUACAUUAGACCCUAGUUCUCCGUACACCAUGAUGUCACCCAGCCAGCGUGCAGGGAAUUGGCCAGGGUCUCCUCAAGUGCCUGGUCCUUCUCCAGCAGCUCGCAUGCCUGGAAUGUCACCAGCAAAUCCAUCUCUGCACUCUCCUGUCCCUGAUGUGUCUCACUCCCCUCGAGCUGGAACAAGCUCGCAGUCUCUGCCAACCAAUAUGCCUCCACCUCGUAAGCUACCUCAGCGUCCUUGGGCUGCAUCCAUCCCUACAAUCCUCACUCACAGUGCCUUGCACGUACUUCUACUACCAUCUCCGACCCCGGGGUUAUCAUCAGCGCUGACGGGAAGCUACCUGUGUUCUCCUCUUGAGAGGUUUCUCGGCUCUGUAAACAUGAGGCGGCAUCUUCAAAGGAUAAUCCAGCAGGAGACUUUGCAACUCAUAAACUCCAAUGAGCCCGGAGUCAUUAUGUUCAAGACAGAUGUUCUGAAGUGUCGAGUGGCUCUUAACCCCACCACGAACCAGACUUUGCAGCUGAAAGUGACACCUGAAAAUGCUGUGCAGUGGAAGUCAGAAGAACUGCAGGUCCUUGAAAAAUUCUUUGAGACCAGGGUUGCGGGUCCACCAUUUAAAGCAAACACGCUAAUUGCUUUUACAAAGUUAUUAGGAGCACCAGCACACAUACUCAGAGACUGUGUACACAUAAUGAAGCUUGAGCUGUUUCCAGAUCAAGCCACACAGCUGAAGUGGAAUGUGCAGUUCUGUUUGACCAUCCCUCCAAGUGCUCCACCAAUUGCUCCUCCAGGGACUCCGGCAGUUGUCCUGAAAUCUAAAAUGCUCUUCUUUCUUCAGUUAACUCAAAAGACGCCUGUUCCACCAGAUCCAGUUAGUAUUAUUGUUCCAAUCAUCUAUGACAUGGCGUCAGGAACAACUCAGCAAGCUGACAUCCCUCGUCAGCAGAACUCCUCAGUGACAGCUCCUCUGAUGGUCAGCAACAUUCUGAAGAGGUUUGCGGAGAUGAAUCAACCACGUCCAGGGGAAUGUACGAUAUUUGCUGCAGUGCGUGAUCUUAUGGCUAACCUUACACUGCCACCUGGUGGACGACCUUGAACACUAUUUACAAGUCGCAUGGAUUAAUAUUAUUUUUUUUUAAUAUAUAUUUUUUUUCUUUUUUUUUUUUUUUUUUUUUGUUCAGAUGAAAAUAUGGAUUGGACAAGGGACAAUUUACCAUUUGAUAUUUUUGUCUGUAUGAACAUUGACACAAAAGCUGGCAGAUAUUUUUCAAAGAUGCACUUGACCAGAAAUUAUAUAUAAUUGAUCAAAAAAUAGUAACUUUUUUGUAUAUUGCUGUUGUAUAGUGUGUUUUACUAUAACUCAUUGCAAGUUAUGAUGAAAGCUGAAUUUCCACCUUCCUGGAACACGUUUAAUAUUCUGUUUUAUACCGAAAGAAAAAUGAAAAUGCCAAACUUUUUUUUUUUUUCUGUAAAUGUUUUUUUUUUUUUUUUUUUGGUGUAACAGAUUUUUUUUAAAGAAUGAUUUGUCAUUUUGAAUACUGUAAAACUGUGACAGACUUUAUAAUGAAACCGUAUUUUAAUAUGACUGCUUAAUAUCCUAAUACAGAAGCAUCUGGACGUGUUAAGAA